Penicillium lagena is the source of this 768-nucleotide messenger RNA. RefSeq names its product RWD domain-containing protein. Gene Ontology annotation, biological process: cytoplasmic translation. NCBI's taxonomy places the organism in Eukaryota, Fungi, Ascomycota, Eurotiomycetes, Eurotiales, Aspergillaceae. The coding region runs from base 1 to 768 and encodes 255 amino acids. Gene Ontology annotation, molecular function: protein binding. The record is from RefSeq and is a predicted model, not a curated record. The transcript has a single exon.
AUGGGCCGCGAGGACCAGGCCGAGGAGCGCGAGGUCCUGGACUCGAUCUUCCCCGACGAGAUCACAGGUGAGUUUUGUUCUGGGUCUGGUUAUUUCUUGAUUUCGCUCGCGCUGACCGAAAACCCGCGGGCAGAUGUGUCCGAGCAUGCAUACAGAGUAUCGAUCAGUCUAGAUCCGCCUGAGUUCGAUGGCGAAGAGGCCGAGCAGCCCGUGAUAUACCUGGAGGUAUCCUACCCAGAAGACUACCCGGACGUGGCACCAGACCUCAACAUCUCCGCGCCGCCCAAUGCCCCCAAGAACGACCGGAUAGACGUCCAGGAAGACCGCGAGCGGCUCCUGGAGGCACUACAAGAAACCAUCGAAGAGAACAUGGGCAUGGCCAUGGUGUUUACGCUUGUGAGCGCGCUGAAAGAGAGCGCCGAGCUCCUCAUGUCCGAGCGGGCGAACGCCGUCCGGGCCUUGCAGCAGAUGGCUGCUGCGCAGGCGGAGGAGGAAGAGAACCGCAAGUUCCAGGGGACGCCGGUUAAUCGGGAGACGUUUUUGGAGUGGAACGCACGGUUUAAGCAGGAGAUGGAAGAUGAGGAGCAGCGGAAGCGUGAGGAGAAGGAGGUCGAGGAUAAAAAGAAGAAGGCGUCGGCGAGAGAGGAGAAGAAGUUGACGGGCCGGCAGUUGUGGGAGCGUGGGUUGGCUGGGAAGGCUGAUUAUGAUGAGGAGGAGGACGAGGAGACGGUGUCGGCUGGUGUUGACAAGCUUAAAGUGGCUUCGUGA